Molecule: messenger RNA, 1435 nt
Organism: Scomber scombrus (Atlantic mackerel)
Lineage: Eukaryota; Metazoa; Chordata; Actinopteri; Scombriformes; Scombridae
Gene: utp23
Product: UTP23 small subunit processome component
Exons: 3
Coding region: 206-967 (253 amino acids)
Cellular component (GO): small-subunit processome; nucleolus
Molecular function (GO): small ribosomal subunit rRNA binding
Source: RefSeq, a predicted model, not a curated record
UGUUGUGUACAUUAGAAGCGUCCAUGCUUUAGUAACGUUAUCAGAUGAUUUGAGCUCAUUUUUGGGAAUUAAUCAUGAAACUGAUCGAUUAAACUGACCGGAAUAAUCUUCAUUAACUCACCGACGGACGGAUAUAAAAACUAUCUGAUUUCACCUCCCUCUACUUCUACUAUUAUUACUACUAACUUCCUACCAGCAGUCCACCAUGAAGAUCAAGCGACAGAAACAUGCCAAGAAGAACAUCAGCUUCUACAAAUUCAACUUUAACUUCAGACAGCCUUUUCAGAUCCUCAUCGAUGGGACUUUCUGUCAGGCUGCUCUGAAGAACAAGAUCCAGAUCAAAGAGCAGCUUCCCAAAUACCUGAUGGGGGAGAUCCAGCUGUGUACCACCAGCUGCGCUCUGAAAGAACUGGAGUCUCUGAAGGAGCUUUACGGGGCCAAACUCAUCCUGCAGAGGUUCCAGGUGAGGAGAUGUCCACAUUUUAAGGAUCCGGUUCCUGCCUCAAAGUGUCUGCUGUCCAUGUUGGAGGAGACAAACCCACACCACUACUUUGUCGCCACACAGGACCACACAGUGACCACCGGCCUGAAGAAGAUCCCCGGGGUACCUCUGCUCUACAUCAUCCUCAACACCAUCGUGCUGGACAAGCCGAGCCAGUCGUCCCUAGACCAUGUCCAGGCCGUCCAGCUGGGAGAGCUGGUGAGCCCAGCCCAGCAUCAGAGCAUCCGCAGCCUGAAAGAAGAGCAGGGCAUCGGCCAGAAGGACGGAGAGAGACGGGGGAGGAAGAGGAAGAGGAAACAGAGCAACCCGAACCCUCUGAGCUGCCUGAAGAAGAAGAAGAAAGCGGGGCCGACCCCGCCGCAGAAAAAAACUGAGCAGGGGGAGAAGAAGAAAAGGAGCCGGCACAAGAAACGCAAGACGGAGGGAGGGGAUAACACACCCGCACCUUCGCUCUCUAAUCCAUAAUGUGGCAGAAAAGCCCAGAGACUUCUCUUCAUUAUGUGUUUAAUAUUCGAAGAUGUUCGUGGUUAAUAUAAAACAUUCUGCUCUGUUAUUCUGUUGUGACUUCAUAGAAUAAAUCAGCGUUUUAUUACACAAAACACCAGUUUAAAAUACCUCUCAAAUGCUUUUAUUUUGAAAAAUUCUCGCAACAGUUUCAGAGACUCACGACUAUAACAGGCAUAAGAUCCAAACAGCUCAAAUACAUACAUUUUUAUCUGCAAGGUUUAUCUAUGCUUUUUUUUAAUACAAAAUAAGGGGAAAAAGCAGUAUUACAGGCACAGAGUUUAAAAUAUAAGAUGCACUAAGAUGUUAUAAUAUGCAUUUUAUGGAAGCAGAUAUAAAAAAACAACGAUGCAUUCAGCCGUCUUUGCAGAAAGCACGAAGUAAGAAGUGUGACUUGUUUAAAAUGCUGUGAUUUCAGCCUGCAGGGUU